CAGGGGACGCCAAAUACUACUUCCAAAUAAGGAUUAACCUAAUUUGCAUAAUAAUCAGACGCAUAAAUUAUAUCCAGGGCAUUAUGGGUAAUACAGUGCAUUGUGGGUAAGUGUGGAAUAAAUCACGAGUAUACACCACAGGAAGUAUUACAGAGGAACCAUUUCAAAAUGCGAUUUCGCUUUUGUGGAGACCUYGAUUGCCCUGAUUGGGUUUUGGCUGAGAUAAGCACUCUUUCAAAAAUAACUUCUAUAAAAAUGAGGCUUUUGUGUGCUCAAGUUAUCAAGAAUUUGCUCGGUGCAGAAAUAGAUUAUGCAAAGGUUGAGAAGCUCACGUCGGAUGCAAAGUACGAUGUUGGAGAUAUCAAAGCUACUAUCGCUGCUAUUGCAUUUAUUCUUUCAAGUGCAGCUAAGUAUACUGUAGAUGGCGACUCGUUAGCUAAUGAACUACAACAGCUAGGAUUACCAAAAGAACACAGCGUCUCUCUAUGCAAGCUUUAUGGCGAAAAUCUCUCCAAACUGCAACAAACAUUUCAUGAGAAAACCUUGAAAUUAGAUGGAAUUUCCAACUUAGAAUGGAGAGUUGACUACGUCCUGGGUUCAAGUGAGCUAGACCAAGUACAAGAACCGGAAGUACAGCUMAAGUUCAACCAAACAACUACGGACAAUCCAGAAGGGAAGGUGGUUGCAUUCACUGUUUCUUCCGAAAAGUUUAGAGUCUUGUUAGCAGAACUGAAGCAGGCUUACAGCUUAAUGGAGGGAAUGUCAUAAUAAUAUGUAUUAUAUACAUACUAGUAUAUACACUGAUGUAUUGAGGGUGGGGAGGGAAAAGGGCCAUUUGCAGCUAAUUACAGGGCCGGAUUGCAACAAAUGCCCAGGCACUCUUAUUCUACACCUGUAACCUGUCUUUUUGUUCUCAAAAAGACACAGGUAAACCAACCUUGAAUAUUAACGUGCUUAGUCAUGGCYGAGUAUUGCAGUGUAUAUGGAGCUGUUAUGAACUGCGUACAGUCAAACAAGGACUAUYGUUAAAGAGUUUUUGUUUGGAUGGAGGUUUUAUUCAAUGGCAUUGAUAUAGAAAAGUCAAAUUCCUKCAAAAUAUCAUACCCAAUGGCCAUGUUAUUGAAAAGCUAGGAAGMUCAGGCAUAAUUCAGACCAAUGAAAGGCAUACAUUUAUGAUAUUAAARUUAUCAGAAGGGUUAGGAAGUAAAGUAUGACAAGUCACUGAAUUCCCUCCCUGKAGGCACUUUCGUCCAGUUCUCGCCUCUCUUGAGGAAUUGCAUUGAAAGGAGAAGCCAGGACUGAACUAGAGGCACCUCUGCUUAAUUCUUAUUUUACCAUUCUUAAUAUCAUUCAUAAUCAUUAAAAUGAUUUUGGUUUUUUUUCAAGCAAAAACUUUACAGUAUUUUGGCAUUCAAUUACAAACUUAUUUUGAUAUAUUAAAAGAAUUACARUAUUUUGAAGGUUCA
Molecule: messenger RNA, 1466 nt
Organism: Exaiptasia diaphana
Lineage: Eukaryota; Metazoa; Cnidaria; Anthozoa; Actiniaria; Aiptasiidae
Product: COMM domain-containing protein 4
Exons: 1
Coding region: 169-768 (199 amino acids)
Source: RefSeq, a predicted model, not a curated record